Entrophospora candida is the source of this 729-nucleotide messenger RNA. Lineage: Eukaryota; Fungi; Glomeromycota; Glomeromycetes; Entrophosporales; Entrophosporaceae. The record is from the annotation of a GenBank genome assembly.
GUGAAUACAGUUCAAUGCUCACCAGAAAAAUCCAUUAAAGACUAUCUAAAAAAUAGUCAAGAUCCUCAAUCACCAACUCCUGCUGAUGGAUUAUCCUAUCUUCCUUUUGAAAAACAAAAAUUUGUUAAAUUGAGGAAUAUACAAAGAUUUAAAAUGUGGCAUGCCGCUAGACAACAAGAAAAAAAAAUUAAGGAGUUGAUGGUAGAUCAUAAGAAAAGGGCUGAGCGUAGAAGAGCUUAUUAUGAGUCCAAGCUUGGAGAUCCCAAUCAAUUACUUCGUCUUACUGGCAAUGCAACCAAGCUACAUCCUGAUGCCGAACAACAUUUUUAUUACGAAAAUUCUGAUAAAUCCCUAAUGUUAUGGCAAGGAGAUAAUGAAACAAGAAUUGAUAGAUUUGAUGGACGAGCUUUAUUGGAUUAUUUACCUUUGAAUGAUCCAAAUGUUUUAAAUAUGCCAACAGAUGAACGUGAUUUUCAAGAAGAAUUGAAUUUUGAAAGAUUUCGCGAUUUGGUUGAAAAUGAACGUCGUAAUGUUACUGAAUCUGAGUGUCUUGAAGAUAUCGAAGCUGACUGGUCUAGCCUUUUGGAAAGACACAAAGCAAUGAUGAAGAAAUUACAAGAAAAACCCGAAAUUAGUAAUAAAUUUGGUUACAAUUAUGAAUCUGAAAAACAAGAAGAGAUUGCGAGCGAAGAUGAAGAAGAAUUAAAUCUCAUAGAUGAUAUCCUUUAA